UGAUAUGUUAAUUUUCAGUGAAAUUGCUUUAGUUCCAGGCUAGUAAACGAGUCCUUUGUUGAAAAGAUUAAACUCUUUUAACUUCUUUAGUCUUUCUCUCGUUGACAUCCUUUCUAUCUAUGUUUCCAAGAGACGUGCUCUGUUUUUUUCAGUCAAGUUUCAUCUCGUCUUUCUAUGAAGAGAUUGAUUUGUAUCUUGUCUACUGUUUGUUUGUUAAAUUUUGGGCCUUGAACUUCUAGAAAAUAACAUCAACCUGCCUCACGUUCUGUUCUUUGUUGGAUGUUUCUUGCACCAGAAAUGGAAUACUUCAAAGCCCCUUUCAAGGGUGUUGCAAAUGAUGUGCGAGGAAGAGCAGCUUGCUACAAACAAGAUUGGAUUGGUGGUCUUCGUUCAGGGAUAUUGGCCCCAACUACCUACAUCUUCUUUGCUUCUGCUUUACCUGUUAUCGCUUUUGGUGAGCAACUGAGUAGAGAUACAGAUGGAAGCUUAAGCACAGUAGAAACUUUGGCAUCUACUGCCCUUUGUGGUAUUAUACACUCAGUAUUUGGUGGCCAACCUCUUUUGAUAUUGGGAGUUGCAGAGCCAACAGUUAUUAUGUAUACCUAUUUGUACAACUUUGCCAAAGGAAGAAAAGACUUGGGGCAGGAACUUUACUUGGCUUGGGCUGGAUGGGUUUGUGUUUGGACUGCUCUCUUGUUGUUUCUUCUUGCAAUCUUCAAUGCUUGCACAGUAAUUAAUAGGUUCACAAGGAUUGCAGGCGAACUUUUUGGCAUGUUGAUUACUGUGCUGUUUAUUCAAGAGGCUAUCAAGGGAGUAGUGAGUGAGUUUGCAAUUCCCGAAGCUCAAGAUCCAAAGUUAGAGAAGUAUCAAUUUCAAUGGCUUUACACAAAUGGACUACUGGGAAUCAUCUUCACGUUUGGCCUUCUCUAUACCGCUUUGAAAAGCAGAAGGGCCAGGUCAUGGUGGUAUUUCACAGGGUGGUUAAGAAGUUUCAUAGCAGAUUACGGGGUACCUUUAAUGGUUGUACUGUGGACAGCAAUGUCUUUUACUAUACCAAGGAAAGUGCCAUCUGGGGUUCCCAGAAGGCUUUUUAGUCCUCUUCCUUGGGAAUCUGUAUCAUUAGAACAUUGGACUGUAAUCAAGGAUAUGGGAAAGAUCCCUCCAUUGUACAUCUUUGCUGCCUUUAUUCCAGCUGUGAUGAUUGCAGGACUUUACUUUUUCGACCACAGUGUUGCUUCACAGAUGGCACAACAGAAGGAAUUCAAUCUUAAGAAACCUUCUGCCUAUCAUUACGACAUCUUGCUGCUAGGAUUCAUGACUUUGCUUUGUGGAUUAAUUGGCCUCCCUCCUUCAAAUGGAGUCCUACCACAGGCUCCUAUGCACACCAAGAGCCUUGCAGUUCUCAAAGGACAGCUAAUCAGAAGAAAAAUGGUGGAGACUGCAAAAGAAAGCCUAAAGCAGAAAGCUAGCAACUCUGAAAUAUAUGGCAAGAUGCAAGCUGCCUUCAUUGAAAUAGACAGCAGUCCAGAAACUACAGUAGUUAAAGAGCUGGAAGACUUGAAGAAGGUUGUUGUGAAAGGAGAUAACGAAGGAGAAAAUGAGAAGGAAAGAUUUGAUCCUGAAAAGCAUAUUGAUGCCUACUUGCCUGUCCGAGUUAAUGAGCAGAGAGUGAGUAAUCUUUUGCAGUCACUCCUAGUUGCUGCAUCAGUAUGCGCUAUGCCUGCAAUCAAGUUGAUACCUACAUCAGUUCUUUGGGGAUAUUUCGCUUACAUGGCCAUCGAUAGUCUACCUGGAAACCAGUUCUGGGAAAGGAUGCUACUUCUCUUCAUUACACCUGGCAGGCGAUACAUGGUCUUGGAAGGGGUUCAUGCUUCUUUUCUGGAGUCAGUGCCAUACAGAUAUAUUGUGAUGUUCACGCUGUUCCAGUUCAUGUAUUUACUUCUAUGCUUUGGUGUGACUUGGAUUCCUAUAGCUGGAAUCUUGUUCCCUUUGCCCUUCUUCCUUCUCAUCAGCAUAAGACAAUACAUUCUCCCAAAGCUCAUUCAGCCAAAUUAUCUCCGGGAACUUGAUGCAGCCGAAUACGAGGAAAUUACUGGUGCGCCACCAAGAUUAUCCCUCAACCUCUCUUUCAAGGAAAAUAAGACACCUUGUCCUGGCAAUGGGGAGGAUGGAGUUGAAAUGUUGGAUGCUGAGUUACUAGAUGAGUUGACAACCAGUAGGGGAGAGUUGAAGGUCAGAACUGUUAGCUUCAGUGAGGACAGGAAGGGUCAGGUAGGAUGUUAAUUAGUUCUCUUCAAUGAAUUUUUAUCUUGCAUGAUCUUCCUGUGAAUUUAUGAAGAUAAUCAACAUUUUUUUUAUAUUUUUGUAUUUUCCAGGUUUAUCCAGAGGAUGUUCAGAGAGAAUGAGAUGACAUUAGAUAGGCU
Molecule: messenger RNA, 2423 nt
Organism: Durio zibethinus
Lineage: Eukaryota; Viridiplantae; Streptophyta; Magnoliopsida; Malvales; Malvaceae
Source: RefSeq, a predicted model, not a curated record